Ciona intestinalis (vase tunicate) is the source of this 2426-nucleotide messenger RNA. NCBI's taxonomy places the organism in Eukaryota, Metazoa, Chordata, Ascidiacea, Phlebobranchia, Cionidae. The record is from RefSeq.
UGUAAGUUAAGUUACGUUGAACACAGGACACCGAAUCCUUGGUUUGAUUCUCUAUAAUGACAAUGCAAAUCCGGUACCCGUCGUCCACCCACCACGGGGCGGGAAACAAUAUUCUGCCGGCAGUCGGGCCUCCGAACCCCGCCAGCAUGUAUGGCGCGCACCCGAACCCAGCAGAGCCGAGCUAUUACCACUACCCAACGUCGAGCUAUACCAAUUUGAAUGUACCAGGCGCCCACCUACCAACACCAUGCAAUGACCAGUAUGGUGGCAGUGCAGCGUUUACAAGCGGCUACCAUAACCAGCACCUGCACCAUCACCACCAUCACCAGAACAGCAAGGACAUGGUCAAACCACCGUAUUCAUAUAUAGCGCUCAUUGCAAUGGCGAUCCAGAACGCCCCGGACAAAAAGGUGACAUUGAAUGGAAUCUACCAAUGGAUCAUGGAAAGGUUUCCUUUCUACAGGGAGAACAAGCAGGGUUGGCAGAACUCCAUUCGUCACAACUUGUCACUCAACGAGUGCUUUGUCAAAAUCCCGAGGGACGACAAAAAGCCGGGGAAGGGAAGUUAUUGGACCAUGGAUCCGGACGCUUAUAAUAUGUUUGAAAAUGGCAGCUAUCUUCGCCGAAGAAAGAGGUUUAAGCGGAAACAAGAUGGCGGACCUAAAGGAAAAAGGGAGAAGUUGGACGCGAACUCGGAUUCCAUGAAAUCCGACGACGGCUCACCCUCGGCGAAAAGUGAUUCGAAAAACCCAAACCAGAAAUCCGAUUCCGAUGACGACGGGCAGUAUAAAUACGAAGCUGGUGACGUGGCGGUAAAUGAAGGUUUCGCUUCAACAGGGGUUGCCAAAGUUGAACCACUAGAUACAGCGCAAGCGUUUUCAUCUUCAGUGAUCGAAAGCAAUGGAAACAUGGAAGGUUAUAAUAGUUGUCUUACACCGAACACUGGUCAACACGACAACACCGAAGUAUCCAUGCUGCAGCUUACAAGACCUGACUCAUCAGGUUCAAGUGUUGUAUCCGCACUACCCAAUGCAGACCCCACCUUUCAACCAUUACAUACCGAUGAAGACCCCACAAACAUGAGACACAGUUACAACUACCCUUAUAACAGCUCCCACUACAAUACACAUAGUUUAGUAUCUUCCCCACAAACCAAUGAAGGCAACGUCUCAUAUCAGCAGCACGACAUCAACGAUAUCCAGACAUCAAGCGCAUAUGAGAACACUCCCUCCCCCACCUCAGAGCCGCAAAAUGUGGAGCGAUGGUAUCCUGAACAAGAUCAUAGCAGCCAUCAAGACAAUGCUACCAUGGUGGCCUCGGCUCCGUCCCUGAUGCCGCAAAACGCGAGCACAUCUCCCGACCAUUACCCCGCCGAUCAGCAUAAUCAUUCCCAGCAGCAACAGCCUUAUUAUCUUCAUCCAAACAGCGAGUUUCUCAAUCCAAUGACCUGCGUAGCUAACGGUGCGCAAGAUUACGCCGCGCAAGGUUACGCUGCGCACAUCCAACAGAGUGCAAGUUAUUACGGGCAAACUUACACCAUCCCGCACCAACAUCGAGCAUUCUCUGCUUACGAUUACACUAAGUACUGACUUCAUACAUUGCGUACGUAAGCUGCGGGUCAACUAUGUUCAAACCCUCAAAAUACGAAGGGGUGGCAACUGCAAUAAUUCGCCAAAACCAAUUUCCUUAAUUGACCGAGUUGUUCUGUUAUCGUAGUCUGUGUAGUGGUAGACCAUACGCUUGUACUGGUAGCUUAGCAGAACGGAUGCGACGCCAAACAAUUAAAUCUGAUUCUAAAAUAAUUUGGACUUUAAUAAGCCAGCAUGUGUUCUAUACACGGCGCCUUUUAUCUCGUCAAGCAAACAUUAUCGACGUCUUAACCCGCUGAAUUCUACGAAACCGAGAAAACGUUUCGUCUCACAAGCAAUUAUAUGCAUGUCGCCGGGUCUCAUACCAGCCUAGGUGGCACCUUGAUACGAUAGAAGGGAAUUUAUGAUUGAUUUCCCUUGCUCAAAGUUAGGGAGCGACUUUUUAUGUUUUUUUAAUUGUGUUCAUUUCAAAUUUGCAGUAAUUAGAAAAUAUGUCGGCAAAAGGUUUGCGCUUACCGCCGUGAUAGCGAAUUCGCUGUAUGGUGUACAACGUAUGCUGCUAUACAUGGUCAGCUUAUUUAAACCAAACCUAUUACAUCAGUGUAUAUAUGCGACACAAAGUAUUCAGCAAUUGUAAGUUAUAUUUCAACGUACUGCUUAUAUAUCAUGUGUUAUGUUUUGAACUGUGCCUCGUGGGAGAUUUAUUCUAGAUACUUUCACUGUGUAUUCCGUACUUCGAUGCGCGGAAGCUGAAAAUAUCCCGCGCAUGUCGAGUUUUCUAUUCACUAUUACGUCAUAACCACAUUUUCGUAAUCGUAAUAAACGCGCGAACAUCCA